CAGAAAUAUGGGAAGACAUAAACGGAUACCAACAAAAAAUCGCAAAAAGCUGAAAUCUGUUGAUCCGUUCAACAAAAACGCCUCUGCACUGCGUGCUGCAGCGUUGAGUAAGGUCAACUUUGAACCAAAGGAUGACGAACAACCGAUGCCAAGAUCACUAAAAGAACUUCAGGAAAGCAAAGAACAAGCAGCUGUUGAUAAGAAGGAAGUGAAAAAGCGGAGGCAACAUAAGAACAAGGUUCUAGCUGCUGCUGAGAACGCGGGUAUCAAGAAAGGUCGCUUUGAGACAGUUGAGCACUUUGUAAGGCGAGUGGAACGCAUGACCUACGCAGCUGUGAAGGAACACGAAAUGCUGGUAAAACAAGGUCUGGUAGGACGAGCAGAGUCAGAAAUUCAAGCCGACUUCAAAUUGCUGGAGGAAAAAGAAAAGCGUCAGAAAGAGCAGAAGAAAAAUGAAAUACAGAACAAAAUUAAAGCUGCUAGACAGCUGAAGGAACAAGCAGCAAAGAUUAAGGAGGAGAAACUGAAAGCCAAAGAGGAAAGAAAACUCAAGCGAAAAGCGGAAAUCGAACCAGAGGAUGAGGAAGAGGAAAAAAAGGACGACAUUAUCGAGGGCAGCGACGGUAAUACUCAAAAGCCUAGCAGCAAUGAGGAUGGAAGUGAUGAAAAAGUGAAAAAGAAGAGGAAAAUCUUUCACUCUGAUAAAAUUCGUGAAAAGAAAAAACUGGCUGCUGAACAUGCUCGAAGUGAAGCCAUUCUGAAUCAGCGAGAAAUAAUUCCAUUUGGUGAGCGUUACGAUGCACCACCUGAGUUCAAAGGUGCGAUGAAGGAAGAAAUGAAUCCUCUUAUGGCAAAGGCUGGCAGCAAGAAAUUAUUGCUACAUUCGCUUUUGCAUAAGGAUGGCGCUAGUAAAACCGAAUAUUUGAAGGAUGAGAAACGAGAGAAACCCGGGGAAAUUGAUCGUCAACGAGUAAUCGAAGCAUAUCGAGAGUUGAAACGAAAAAAGGCGCUCAAUGCGCGGUUAACAGAAUCUUCUGCCGUGCUGUAAAAGGCUUUUUGUUAUAUGACCGUAAUAUUCUUGUAGUUUGCGAUAUCUGUCACUUCUGUGACUACAGUGAUUUUUUGAGAUUUUUUGCGAUUCUUGUGAUUACCUUCAUCCUGCAGCGCAAAAGUUCCACUUUUACAAUGUAACGGCAGUUAAAGGAGCACGGGACUCGAGGGAGUUACUGGAUUUGUAUGGCCGAAACCUAUAAUGCACACGACAUACUUGUCCACUUUAUCUUUUUGAUCCAUUUCAUCCGCUUU
Messenger RNA from Cylicocyclus nassatus, 1305 nucleotides. The record is from the annotation of a GenBank genome assembly. NCBI's taxonomy places the organism in Eukaryota, Metazoa, Nematoda, Chromadorea, Rhabditida, Strongylidae.